This is a messenger RNA of Mixia osmundae IAM 14324, 1149 nucleotides long. RefSeq lists its product as uncharacterized. Gene Ontology annotation, molecular function: rRNA (adenine) methyltransferase activity. Gene Ontology annotation, cellular component: nucleolus. Lineage: Eukaryota; Fungi; Basidiomycota; Mixiomycetes; Mixiales; Mixiaceae. The transcript has 2 exons. The record is from RefSeq and is a predicted model, not a curated record. The coding region runs from base 1 to 1149 and encodes 382 amino acids. Gene Ontology annotation, biological process: rRNA methylation; ribosomal large subunit biogenesis.
AUGACACGUCGACAAACUUCUCUCGCUCUCUUCGAUUUCUCCUCGACCUUGAUGCUCUUCGAGGUGCCCGGCUGGUCAGUCGGCGAGCCGGCGGAUGUAGGCGAUAAGCAGAAGAAGCGAAAGCGCCCCAAAGGAUCGCUUGCCAACGCUACCCUAGCAGACGCAGCCUCCUCGACCGCGACGCUGAACGUCGAAGCCUCUCUGGCGAAUCUCAAGCGUCAGGCCAAGCCUUCAGAUGCCCCAACGCAGUCUGAGCACUCGACAAGCAAGCGAAACAAGCGUAGGAAGCGAAAUGCUGAGCGGCAAGCCGCCGAAGACGCGACUCAGUCAUCCAAAGAGCCGUCCUUGCCUACAGAUGCAAAACUUGGCCCGCCCGCGAAUGGCGGCUCCUCUCUGCCUCAGAAGCCAGCCAGACCUGCAAAAGCAGUGUUCUCACCAUCUGCGCUAAGCGAGUCGCUGCAGUCAAAGCUAGGCGGCGCCCGCUUUCGCUGGAUCAAUGAGCAACUCUACACCACCACAGGCGAUGCUGCGCUAUCGCUCGUGCAAGAUGAUCCGUCGCUCUUUGAUGAGUAUCACGUCGGGUUCAGGUCACAGGCAUCAUCUUGGCCGACCAAUCCCCUCGAUCUCAUACUAGCAAAAGUACGCAGCGCCUCGAAGCCAUACGUCAUCGCAGACUUGGGCUGCGGCGAUGCGCGACUAGCGCAGACGCUCGUUCCGCAGGGCUACACCGUCUUGUCGUUUGACCUCGUUGAUCGGCACCAGUCCGGUUGGAUCAUACAAGCUCAAUGCAAUGGUCAUGUGCCUCUGCCUGGCGCACGAGACACGCCAGGAGCACAGAUUGUCGAUGCUGUCGUCUGCUGCCUCAGUCUGAUGGGCACAGAUUGGAUCAAGAGCGUCACGGAAGCCUCGAGGAUACUCAAGCAAGGCGGUCUGUUUCACAUGGCAGAAGUCGUCUCGCGCUUUACAGACGUAAAGGCCUUUCUGCGGCUUGUUCAACAAGCUGGAUUUACGCUGUCGAAGACUGACAAAAGCAACACUCACUUUAUCUUGUUCGAAUUUCGAAAGACCGGCAGGGCUACAGAGAAUGAAGACGACUUGAUGAAGCUCUCUUCAGACCUGCUGAAACCGUGCGUGUACAAGAAGAGGUGA